Molecule: messenger RNA, 975 nt
Organism: Hylaeus anthracinus
Lineage: Eukaryota; Metazoa; Arthropoda; Insecta; Hymenoptera; Colletidae
Exons: 1
Coding region: 422-919 (165 amino acids)
Biological process (GO): sensory organ development; Notch signaling pathway
Source: RefSeq, a predicted model, not a curated record
GUCUGGCAAGGGGGUGAUAGCGGGUGUGGGGGCUCAUGGAGCCGCUCAGGUCCGGGGGUGGUAGGUUCGGAUUAGUGUCCGAGGGUAUCACAGGAGGGGGAGAAAAGCGGCAGAUGGUUGGCGUGGAUCCUGACGUGGGAAGCACCGAAUUCUCCAAGUUCCCACAGCCAGUGUGCACCUGCCCUCCCCACUCUCUCACCCUGUCCUCUUCCAGGCCUAUAUAAGCCCCGGGGUUGCUCCUUCGAAGCAUCAUUCGCUCGCUAGCGUUUCGUUCCGAAGCGUCAGACAAUUCAACGAGGUUACACGCAUCACCUUGGACACGUUUCCAUCGACCGAACCAGUGAUCGUUUCCUCCUAAACAUUACGCUCGCGCUUUAAAACCGGUUCAGUGCUCGAGUUAAUCGCCGAACCACUAAUCAACAUGGCCACCGCCACCAUCAGCCACGUGGUCGAGUACGAGAACGAGACGAACGACAACCUCUACAACCUGAAGAUGACUGGGAAGACCACAGCAAGCAGCAAGCGUCUCAGACGAGCCCUGAAGCCACUCCUGAGGUUGCUGAGGAAGAAGACGAUCGUUUCGACCAGAUCCAAGCUGACCAAGGACCAGAAACCGGUACCUAACGCGGACACCUUCACCGAGGAGGUGGACAACCAAAACAACGCGAACGAGGCCUUGGAGAGGAGACUCCUCGCGGAGCUUCAGGACGCCGAAGAGGGAGCUGCCAUCACCGUCUGCUUGGACGGACAGAUGACGGUGGUUCCUGUCGUGCCUGGCCAGUGCUACGUUCCCGUUCACUUCGCCCACACCCACGCAGGGGACUUCUACUGGACCACCGUGAACCUGGCGGACAGUGACCUGUGCUACAAGGAACGCGCGUUCUCGCAGCAUCAAACACCCGAGAUGCAAGUCGCGUGAACGGAACGGGAUGGAACGCGACGGGACGUGUCCUCGUCUGCCACGCGUGGACGACA